AUGGAGAACGCAACAAGCGCUCGCACGCGCUUCUCGCAGCUCAACCUCACCACUGAGCCGCUGUUGGCAUCGGACGGGUCGGCCGGUAACUUCUUCGAGCAGGCCGCGGCCGCUAUCGAAGCAUGCAGUGGCUCCCAGCCUGAUGCGGCAGCCGCGUCCUCUGACGGCGGAACGGACGAGGACGCUGCCAAGGCGCAGGCGCUACUCGCUGGGUUGGCAGAGUAUCUGGGCAAGUUUCCUGAGGCGCUGCGCAGCGUGCUACGCACCUGGAUAGGCGCGCGCCUUAGCGGCGGCGACCAGGUGGUGUCAAAAGCAGCGGACGAGCGCUUACACCGCGCUCUCGUGCAGCUGGUGCAAGGCGGCUCGCGCCCGCCUCAUACCGUCGAGACGGGACUGGUCGGCUGCAGCGACGACGGCGCGCUCGAGAUUCACCUUAUCGGCGAAGACAACAAGCUCAAGCCAACGCCUCGCGCCUUCCUCGGCCUCCACGCGGCGCAGCUCAGCAGCCGGCCUCUGCUGAGCAACCUGCUGCGCCGCGUGCGCACGCGGCACGUGCACCAGGCCGCCGACGACACGGACCUCGACCUGCUCUACGUGAUGCUGGCGGACGGCCUGCUGCCGUAUGCCGGGCAGGCGCGGAGACGGCGGCGCCGCACGACCUUUCCUCGGGGCCGCGUCUACGAGGAGAGGCGCGACAUUACCGUGCUACUCACGUUGCUCGAGCAGCUGCGGCGCGCUGCCAGCCGAGAGUGGUCGGACGAGGAGCUGCUCUCGGCGACAGAACCGGAGCUCGCGCGGGAGGCACGGCACGCCUUGCUGCCGGGGACGACAACGCGCUCGGCCGUCUGCGCGCUCGCCGCGCGCAACGGGCCGCUCACGCUUGGGUGGGCGCCCGUCACCAUUGAGGUGGCGCGUGAGUGGCUCAUGAACGACGUGGGCUUCCAGCCUGCUGUCAUCAACGGCGCGUCCGUCGACGCGCUCGAGGGGUUCAUGGUGAUUGUGCUCGAGGCCGAGGGCGGCAGCCUAAACAUGCGCCUCCACCUCACCGCCGUCUUGCGGGCGCUGGGCGCGUCCGUCACCUCGCCGCUGAUCACGACCGCUCUCGAAAAAAUCGACACGGCAUCGGCCGGCGCCGCCACUGCGACGGAGAUUGUGCUUCGGGCGGCGGCGGCCUUUGACGGCUCGACCGUGGGCUUUUGUCGCUGGGCGAGCCGCCGAUUUGCCGGCAACAUGAACCCGCGCGCCAAGAUCCCAGAGGAGAGCUCUUCGCUCCUCGUCGAUGCGACACUGGUUCUGGCAGCGUUGAGUGGCGUGGAGGACGAGGAGGAGCAGGAGGAGCUUGUGGCCGCCAUUUUGCGCGAGGCCCAGCUGCACUGCGGCUGGGCGCUGCCCGCUGAGCUCAGCGUGGCAACGGAGUCGCCGCGCGCCGUCGCGUCGCUGUUUGUCGAAUAUUUUCUUUCUGGCUGGGCCGAGGGCGAGUCGAGCCUGGGCGACGCGGAAUAG
Emiliania huxleyi CCMP1516 is the source of this 1503-nucleotide messenger RNA. RefSeq lists its product as hypothetical. Bases 1 to 1503 code for a protein of 500 amino acids. The transcript is spliced from 3 exons. NCBI's taxonomy places the organism in Eukaryota, Haptophyta, Isochrysidales, Noelaerhabdaceae. The record is from RefSeq and is a predicted model, not a curated record.